UGUUCAGCAUGAAGUUCCGUGCUUUGCUUGUGGUCGCAGUUCUGGCGGCGCCGACAUCGGCGGUCUUCAGCAGGGAGUCGGCGUCCGACGACUCGUCAGUCACGGAGGCGCCGUGCCCGGGAGCCUGUCCGGCGACGCACGACCCCGUCUGCGCCACCUUUGACAAUCGAUACUACUACUACUCGUUCAGCAACUACUGCGUGUACCAGCAGUGCCUAUGCACUCUCAACUACCAAUUCCCCCUGGUGCCUCUCUUCCGCUGCUUCUUCAAGGUGAGAAACGUGUGUCCAGCCCGCGGCAAACUCCGCCAGCUGAGGCCAAACGACGAUGACGACGACCUGUCCUACUCACCGCAUCUGGAGGAAAACAACCUUCGGCCCACAGCGCAGGGCUACCAGUCCAGCUCGGAACAGAGCGGAGAGGUUUUCGAUUGAAGCCUGCGGCAUGAAGAAAGAUCUAUUUCUGUCAUAAAUAACAUAAGUGAAGUUAACAUUAAUUUGCAAGUACGCUCAUCCUAUAUGUGAUAAGGAGCUGUUCAGUAACACAGAAGGAAUUUCUGAUCAAACGAAAAAGAAUCAAGAUAAAUUAAAGGUCAUAUGUAGCUUUUAAUUUUAC
Molecule: messenger RNA, 615 nt
Organism: Schistocerca cancellata (South American locust)
Lineage: Eukaryota; Metazoa; Arthropoda; Insecta; Orthoptera; Acrididae
Product: greglin-like
Exons: 3
Coding region: 9-434 (141 amino acids)
Source: RefSeq, a predicted model, not a curated record